AUGUCGGAGGCAGCAGAUUCCACUGCCCAGAUGGAUCGCAUGCUGGAUUCAAUGACCCAGAAGAAACCCGAAAACGAGUCUCAAUUCCAGAAGCUUGGUGAGGUUGUUGAGAAUGACGACGAUAAUGGUGUGGUUGAAAUCGAAAGUCUUUGCAUGAACUGUCAUGAUAACGGAACUACUCGACUCCUACUCCUCCGUGUUCCGUACUUCCGUGAUAUUAUCCUCGAAUCCUUUGAAUGCCCACAUUGCUAUUUUAAGGAUAAUUCCGUCAAGUCGGCGUCCCAGAUUCAAGUGCUCGGUUCGAAGUACACUCUUGUUGUAGAGAACGAAGAAGAUCUCCAGCGACAAGUCAUCAAGAGUGACGUGGCUGUUUUCAAGCUGGAGACUCUGGAGAUCGAGAUGCCCAAGGGAGAGUCUCAGCUCACCAAUGUUGAAGGCGUGCUUCAGAAGAUCCACUCUACCCUCGAGAGUGAGCAGGAAUUGAGGAAGGACCAAGCCCCAGAACUAUUCAAAGCCUUGGAACCUAUUAUUGAGAAAAUCGCCAAGAUGUUAGCCGGAGAGGCUUUCCCAUUCACGAUCUCUCUCGACGAUCCCACCGGUAACUCAUGGAUUGCGCCCACCCCACAUGAUACAGGAAACAAAUACAAACGUCGUGACUACCCUCGAACCCAUGAACAAAAUGAGGAAUUGGGCAUUUCAGCAGACCCAGAUGCGCAGAAUGCCGAAGCCAACAACAUGGUGCAGACUGCCGGUGAUCCUGAAGAUCUCGAUAUUAUCGAUGGACAAGUCUACACCUUGCCGGCAGAAUGUCCUGGAUGCACCAAAGCAUGUGUUGUCAACAUGCAAAAAGUCAGCAUUCCUUACUUCAAGGAAGUCUUCAUCUGGAGUACUAUCUGUGAUCAUUGCGGAUACAGAACAAAUGAAGUCAAGACUGGUGGUUCAGUCCCGGAUAAGGGCAAACGCAUCACGCUCAAAGUGGAGUCCAUUGAGGACUUGUCUCGCGAUAUCUUGAAAUCAGACACUUGCGCAUUGUACAGCCAUGAGCUCGAGAUGUCCGUGCAGCCUGGAACACUCGGUGGUCGAUUCACUACCGUCGAGGGUCUCCUGACCGAGGUUCGCGAUCAAUUACACGGCCAGAUCUUUGAUGUUGGAGACUCAGGCGCUGGAGAUUCGUUGUCAUCUGGCGACAAAGAGACGUGGACCCGUUUCUUCGACCGACUUGAGUCCGCUAUCAACGGCGAAUUGAAAUUCAUCAUUACACUGGAAGAUCCUCUCGCUAACAGCUACGUGCAGAACUUGCACCUGCCCGACCCUGACCCUCAACUAUCCGAAGAGGACUACACUCGUACUGAGGAGGAAGAGGAAGAUCUUGGUUUGAAGGACAUGAAGACUGAGGGAUACGAAAACGAUUCUGAGCAUGAUAAGAAGGAGGAUGAAGCUGAAGAGCCCAAGGCAUAG
Molecule: messenger RNA, 1458 nt
Organism: Talaromyces marneffei
Lineage: Eukaryota; Fungi; Ascomycota; Eurotiomycetes; Eurotiales; Trichocomaceae
Exons: 2
Coding region: 1-1458 (485 amino acids)
Cellular component (GO): nucleus; cytoplasm
Molecular function (GO): zinc ion binding
Source: RefSeq, a predicted model, not a curated record